Microdochium trichocladiopsis is the source of this 942-nucleotide messenger RNA. RefSeq lists its product as uncharacterized. The transcript has 2 exons. The record is from RefSeq and is a predicted model, not a curated record. Lineage: Eukaryota; Fungi; Ascomycota; Sordariomycetes; Xylariales; Microdochiaceae. Bases 1 to 669 code for a protein of 222 amino acids.
AUGAGGCCUAGUCAUAUUGUCGGCGUGUCGGCAUUGCUAGCAUCCGCUGCCAAUGCUGCAACCACAGCGAGAAACAUCACGAUUCGUCCACCAGCAGAACUAGCCUCGAACGCACCAGGAAUAUCAGCAGGCAAGUUCUUCUCGUCAGGGGUCCAAGAGAAGCCAAACACUGACGCCGUGUCCGAGCAGUCUCUUCUCCAAUGUCUCUACUCCCAAUGCGAUGCGAUAGACUACGGUCAAGCUCUCGCCUCCACGAUUCACCUCUGCGUUAAAACUGGAGCCAUCAUCCACAUGGCUGCACCCAAUCACUACUCUGGAGAGUUGUUACGUUCUCGGGAGGAGGCGUAUUUAGAGGGCAGAGAAAUCCUUGCCGUUCCGGGUCUAAAGCUACGUCAAGAGAGCGUAGAUCCCGGCGCUCAACACACUGCCACAGUGACUUUGACGGUUUUGAGUCCUGCGGAAGCCAGCUUCCUCACAGUCACGCAGACCGCGACAGCCACCACAACCAUUGCACUGGCUCCAACCUUGGCCACUCCAUUCACACCCUCGCUCCGCAUGCUCAACAACACAGACUCAAACACGGAUCCGGACUCGGCUUAUCUUCCUUGGCUUGUCACUGCAGCCGGGCCGCGAAACCAGCAGCCGUCCUACGUUUCAUUCAUGAUCUAGGUGACGCUUGUCAUUGCGCAGGACAUUUGGUACAACGAAUGAGAUUGAGUCUGUACUAUUGAUGUUGUUGUCGCGAGCCUUUCUCACCUCUUUUUGAAAGGUUAUGUACAAGCCAUGACUUCCAAACAUCCCUUUUGCGCGACGGAGAGUCUUCAGACACAAAGCAGCCAUAUUUAGAUUAUGUGAUGUGGGCGUGGCACACACGUAGCAGAGAUACUCCAAUUUGAUACCUUUGAUUAUGCCAAGCAUUAAGAUGCAAAAAGUGAACAGAGG